This is a messenger RNA of Lingula anatina, 2556 nucleotides long. RefSeq names its product cerebellin-1. Lineage: Eukaryota; Metazoa; Brachiopoda; Lingulata; Lingulida; Lingulidae. The record is from RefSeq and is a predicted model, not a curated record. Gene Ontology annotation, molecular function: protein binding.
CUCUUGCCUUUCUUAAAUCUCAGAACACUGAUAUUUAUCAGCAAGAACAUAUUCCUGUGCGUUUAAGGUAAUCAGCAAUUCAGGACACGCACAGAAGCGGUUAGAUAUUUUAGCCAGAACGGUAGCUUGGUUGCGGAGAAACGUGUCCCUGAGAAACGAUGCUCUGAUAUUGAUCCGUGGAAAGUUGAACGGCGACGGAACAAAUUCUUACAGCAUAGUGUGAACAAACAUUUGAACGGUUCAGAGGGUAAAGACACGCUCGAAUUGCCCGUGCUUUACUGGACGCCUCGGUGACAAGUGGUUUAAGUACGUGUCUUCCUAAUUGCAGAAUUUCUUUUGACUUCAUGCUGACUAUUGAUAAUUAAUAUUUAUUUCUACAAAAAGGAGAAAAACCGUCAUGAUGGAGAAGAGGAAAGGAUUCCGAGUUCGCACAUGGGCAAUGACUAAAAUGCAGGUAGAAGUGCUGAGCCUUUGUAUACUUCUAACUCUCACUCACGUGACGGCCACCAGGCACAACCGAGACCCGAACAAAAGGCGGCGCUUGAGGGACGACAUCGCUGCAUCCGGGGCUUGCAACCUCGAGGUGAGAUGUGACUCGGCACUUGUGGAUGAAGACGGGCUCGCGGCUGUCCGGCUGCCUAUAAGAGGACCGCGAGGAAAACCGGGGGAAGAUGGUGAAAAGGGAGAGAAAGGGGAACCUGGGUUACCUGGUGUACCUGGACGGGCAGGCAAAUCAUACCCACCACCGCCAAAAGUUGCAUUUUUUGUGGGACUAGAAGAAAACAUGGGUCCCCAAGAAAAAGAUACCGACGUUGUCUUCGACAAUGUGGUCACUAACGUAGGCGACGGCUACAAUCCCAAGACAGGCCGGUUCCGAGCGCCUUACAACGGCACAUACCAGUUCCAUAUUGUUAUAUCGGCUCAAGGUCGGCAAAAGGUGAGCAUGUAUAAGGCUGCAGUGAUGCUGAUCAAAAAUGGCGUCAUGAUCCUAACGGUCUGGGCGGAGAGCAUACCCUUCUGGUCCACGGCUUCCAACACCGCCAUCUUGAAACUAAAAGAAAAGGACCAAGUAUGGCUGAUGGCGCUAGGGCGUGCCCCGUAUCUCCAUGGUUACAUGUAUACAACUUUUUCCGGACAUUUGCUAUUUACGAACUAAGUAGAUGGAUGAACAAUGCCAGUCGGCGAAAGUGCUUUUGGUAAAUUACACAAAUUAUGAAAAUUAAUAUAAUAUAGAGGAUAAAUGUAUUGAACAUUAUAUAUUUUAGACGAAACCAAUUUUCUGUCUAGAAACUUCAAUAAUUCAAAGAGCAUACGUGUAUAUAGUUUAGCUCCAUGGCGCCUCUAAAUUAUACAGUCACAUGGAGUUUUAUUUGAUUGUUUUUCAAGCUGUCCAAUAUGUAUGCUAGUAAAAAAGGUUUUACAUUUAUUUCAGACAUCUUUUUAUACAUAUCAAUGUAAAUGAUCCUCCAUGAUAUCACAAAUACGAACAAUACUAGUGUAUUGUGAUGGUACCAGUUUGGUUUUCUCUGUUUUCUCUUUCUGUUACCGUAGUCACGGAUUAUUAUAUAUUCUCUUCUUUUUUAACAGCCCCCAAAAUACAACAUUUUAAAAUAUAUCAGUUUGAUUUGCACGUUUCACGUUGUACCUUAGGAUGCGCGAGGAGAGUAAUUCAAUUUUGGCAAAAAUAUAUGCAGCGUAUUUCACACUCGUUGUAGAGUCACAGCGGGGUGUAUUUGUUUGCAAUUCAAACGAAAAAUUACCUUGUUACAAAAUCAAUUUAAUGGAGUUCAGUUCGUCACGAGAUGACAUUCCUCGAAACGCCCUGUUGCUUUAUCAAUCAAAUUAACGAUUCUUUAAAAUAUGCACGUGGUAAAGGGUAACGUUGGUGUUCUCUUUGCUACAUACGCAUUUGUCAUAUCCAACAAAGUUCUGGUGAUUCCGUUUUUUUGCUUCAAAAUGUCUACGAGAACGGCCGAAAUGCAUCAUUGUCUUGUAGUAGUUGAUUAAUGUGUAUAACAGAGUCUUUCCACUGGUUUUUUAUUACAUCGAUAUAAUGUUAAUACUGUCCUUUCAUGCACUGCAUUAUACAUUAUUAAAUAUAUAAAGUUGCUUUUGUGUCUUGCCUGUAAUAUUUGACCUACAAUUCUAAUGUGCAUAUUCCAUCCUAUUACGUGUAUACUUGGGGUUAUUUCAAUGCAAAUUAUGAUUAUGAACAGCGAAGAGUUGUGCGUUCUCAUUGUGUGUCUCAGCCUUCUAGAGCUAUGUUGAGAAUAUGCCGAGAAGUGUGUUAGAUGUGACUUUAACCCAUAGACCAACCGUAAUCACAGCUACGCCAUCCAUCUGGCAUUACGGGGCAGGUAGGGGGAGGGGGUGGACUUGGAAGGUCUCGUUUUCAACUGUUAAAGACUGCAACACUGGUAUGUGUGCAAGACUUGCGAACUGGUAAUGCUUUAGGUCAAUUGUAAAAAAUUCAGAAUUCGAACCACUAGUAAAUGAACAAUACCAUUGGAGUUUUUACCUGCCAGCGUUUUUAAUGAUAAAAUUUCAAGAAGUAAA